Pseudo-nitzschia multistriata is the source of this 1444-nucleotide messenger RNA. The record is from the annotation of a GenBank genome assembly. NCBI's taxonomy places the organism in Eukaryota, Bacillariophyta, Bacillariophyceae, Bacillariales, Bacillariaceae.
CGCACCCUCCUGRCAACCGUAUCCCACCAACACAAACCUUCCCGUCGAACAUGCCCAGGAUUAUCGGUGGAAGAACAAAAUUUCGAUCCGGAUCAUCCCCCUCCCAUACUACAGCAGCAAUCACCAGCAGGAGUUGCCCUACCUCCUCCCGCUCUUCGAGGCUCCCAAGAAAACAAAGAUUCCGCGCCAUCCAAUCUAGCUAUCACAACAAGCUCCCCGGAACUUUCGCUUCCUCCGGCAACCUCAACUGCCUAGCCACAAUCGCCGUCGGAGCGAUCAUGACCUUCUCCUCGGCGCACACAAACGUUGCCAGUGCCUUCGUGGCACCACCAUCGGCGGUGCAACCUUCAACUCGGGUCGCCGUGGACCCUUCGUUUCCGAAGAUAAUACAGCAGCAGCAGAAGCAGGCCGGGAACGGUGUUGGUGAUGCGUUGUCGGACACGAUCCCACCGGGAAGGUCCAGAUAUGACUUUCGCGACUGCCACUCGAUAGAUAUAACGGAAUACACGAGCUCCUCCUCGACGUCAACGUCGACAGUCUCGGGCCGGAUCGACGGUAGCAUCCUCGACUACAACUACGAGACGGAAAUCCGGGAAAAACUCACCUUCAACCCCGACUACGCCGAGUUUCCCUGUCCGGUCGAGAAAAUCCGGGACGGGGAAAUCCCCACCCUCGAGGACRUCCUGCUAGACGCCAAGCGGAAAAACAACGACCCCGGCCAAACCAACAUGCACAUCAAGAUCGAGCUCAAGGGUCCCGACGUGGUCGAGGGCGUCCUGGACUUGGUGGACUCGCUGGACGUCGCGGACAUGUGUUCCUACAGCAGCUUUGACCUGCAGAAACUCGAACGGGUGAGGAAGCUCCGUCCCCAGCGCUGCCCGUCCACCGGCGAGUAUCUAUACAAAACCGGGGCGCUCUUCAACCACAUCGACUCCUCCGGCAGGAGCCUCGACGACGACUACUACGCGCCCCCCUCCGCGUUCCGUGGCAGCAAAAACGACGGCGUUGCCGAGGCCGGAAAGGACUGGGCCGACUGCGACGUGGUGGAGCGGGCCCUGGCGGUCGGGGCCACCGAGGUCCACCUCAAGUACGACACCUGCACCAGGGACCUGGUGGAACGGAUCCACGCGUCGGGGCUCGGGAGCAUGGCCUGGUUCCGCGGGCCGAUCGGGAUGGGGGAGGACACCUCGUCCAAGUACUUGGACGUCGGCAACGAGGACCUCUCCAUGUACGAGGCGGUGGUGCGGACGGGAGUCCAGCAGCUGUGCGUGAACAAGCCCGACGUUCUGAUCGAGCUCCGCGAGCGCCUCUGGGGGCAGUCGCAGAGAACGGAGGGAGCCCGGCCCCCGGAAGACCGGAUCCGGCAGCUCGCUGCCUAGGUGGCCCGCCAUCGCCGUGCAAUGGCACACGACACGACACGAUACAAUAUAUGAUAUKAUCUGUA